ACUUUUUUGAAGCCUAGAAAUUCCACAUGGCUGAGAAAAGCUGAUCUUCUAUUUGUGGAUAAUCCUGUUGGGACUGGAUAUAGUUUUGUCGAGCAGGAUGACAAGAAUCUGUUUGUUAAAACUGAUGUUGAAGCUGCAAAUGAUUUAACUACAUUGUUGAUAGAAAUCUUUAAUAGAAAUGAGAGUCUUCAAAAGAGUCCACUUUAUUUAGUGGCAGAGUCUUAUGGAGGAAAAUUUGCUGUCACUCUUGGAUUAUCAGCACUAGAGGCUAUGGAGGCAGGAAAAUUGAAGCUCAAUUUUGGAGGAAUUGCAUUGGGGGACACUUGGAUUUCUCCAGAAGAUUUUGUGUUCUCAUGGGGUCCUCUUCUUAAAGAUGUCUCAAGGCUUGACAACGAUGGUGCACAGAAGUCUAACAGUCUAGCGCAGCAAAUUAAGCAACAACUUGAUACCGGUAAGUUCGUAGAGGCAACAGAAACUUGGAGCGAACUCGAGAACGUUAUUAGUUCCAGCAGCAACUCAGUGGAUUUCUACAAUUUUCUGUUGGAUUCAGGGAUGGAUCCUGUAUCUUUGACUGCUUCUGAACUAAAACGGGGAAUUUCGAAAAAGCGUUACUCGAGAUACUUGAACUCUUUAAGGCCAAGUCCUGGUGGUGACGGGAAUAUUGAUAGCCUAAUGAAUGGUCCUAUUAAAAAGAAGCUAAAAAUUAUCCCAGACGGUGUCCAAUGGGGAGGGCAAUCAGAUCUUGUUUUCUCUGCACUUGAAGGAGAUUUCAUGAGGCCGAGGAUCAAUGAGGUGGAUGAAUUGCUUUCAAAAGGAGUCAAUAUCACAUUGUACAGUGGUCAACUGGAUGUGAUCUGCUCAACCAAGGGAACUGAAGCGUGGCUCGAAAAGCUCAAAUGGGAUGGACUGAAAACAUUCUUGAGCAUGGACAGAACACCAUUGUAUUGUGAGGAUGAAAAAAUAACGAAGGGUUUCAAAAAAUCAUACAGGAAUUUACAUUUUUAUUGGAUUCUUGGAGCUGGCCACUUCGUACCCGUUGAUCAGCCAUGUGUGGCACUCGACAUGGUGAGCAGGAUCACACGGUCUCCAGCUGCUUCAAUUUAGAGAGAACCAAGUAAAACCAUUGAUGGAUCAGUUUAUACACACUGAAUUGAGGUUUAAAAAUUAUACAUUCAAAUUGGAAGUGGCUAAAGAUGGUGCAGAGGGAAAGGCUGUUAAAAUCAAGCUAAUAAUAGUCGAGAUUCAUUUACAAGAUUUUACCCAUUAAAGAAAAGCUAAGAAAUAAGAAAUUGUCGAUUUGUAUGAAAAGCUGCGGACAGCAUGUUAUAGUGAGAAAUUGUUUGGAAUAAAUUAGUUUAUAAAUGUUGAUCUUUUUCCCAGGAGAAAUAUCAAUAUUAUUUCUUGUUAAAGCAUUUA
This is a messenger RNA of Olea europaea var. sylvestris, 1416 nucleotides long. Its product is annotated as serine carboxypeptidase-like 51. Gene Ontology annotation, molecular function: serine-type carboxypeptidase activity. The record is from RefSeq and is a predicted model, not a curated record. Gene Ontology annotation, biological process: proteolysis. Lineage: Eukaryota; Viridiplantae; Streptophyta; Magnoliopsida; Lamiales; Oleaceae. The transcript is spliced from 10 exons. Bases 271 to 1104 code for a protein of 277 amino acids.